Molecule: messenger RNA, 3238 nt
Organism: Pseudovirgaria hyperparasitica
Lineage: Eukaryota; Fungi; Ascomycota; Dothideomycetes; Acrospermales; Acrospermaceae
Exons: 1
Coding region: 179-2938 (919 amino acids)
Source: RefSeq, a predicted model, not a curated record
AGAGAAUCGGGAUUCUGCUGAAGGGCAAGCGACACUCAGACAUGGCAAUUACUUCUCAUAAGAAUGUCUCGGUAAGUCCUGACUUUUUGGAUUCCUUCGUCUGCAGCAGCUACGUGCAUGCACCAGUGCCAGCCUUGGAGCCAGAAAGCCAGCCUCAGCUUGGCUGUCGCCGCCGUCCAUGAAUCUCUACUUACCUCUCUCCUGUGUACAGGACUCUCACAUUGCUGACACCAAACUGUCGAAGUUACCUUCGAUCAGUUCUCACUCCCUUCGUCCUACUCCACACGGAUGUAGCUCGAUUUAUAGUCCAAAUAGCGGACAAAUCUCGAGCAAUGAGACCAGUUCACCGCCCAAGCCUGACGAAGCGAAGAUUGAACGUGUGAAAAUGCUCGGACAGGAGGAUUUCCAUACCUUAUACUCAGGUGCACCACACUUCACAGUUGGUAGAUGGUACACCAGGCCACUGCCUCAAGUCACCUUCCCAUGGAACAAAGGGGUUCAGGUGCAGGACCUCCGAGACUGUACUCCACCAGCGCAUGCUGCAUUCUCACUCGCGACAUCACGUCGACAUACACACAAGAUGGAUACCGAAGAUGAGGAAGACAAGGUACAUAUUGGGUACGAGAUCAGCAUCGAGGAGGUACCCAGCAUGCUCAGUGUCACUGGUCUUGAACCUGGCACCAUUGGCUACGAACAUUUUCUGGAAAUUCCUAUAUCGGACAACUAUGUCGAUAUUGAUGAGUACAAGGCUUCUGGUGGUCUGUCUGAAGCAAAAAGAAAUAUUGAGCUACUGCUACACAACCCUGAACGCCUCGGGAUCCGGAGUAUGCAAUCUCAGGACAUCAACGAGCGACUCAUCGAACUAAGUGAAAUGUAUCAAACAUUAAAGGCUAAAGGGGGAAAUGCAACUAUUCUCGACGAGCAAACUCCAGCCACUCUGUACACUGUCCUGUUUGGAAAGUUUUUGACUCCGCCGCGAUACGACCCAAACACAAGAGAUCCAACAGGCUUAAAAGUCCAAAUCGAAACGUUGAUUAAGGUUCUGAAACUUAAAGGAGUGUGGUUCGACUUUAGUCUAGUAGAAUGGCGUAUCAAGCUUGGGCAAUUGAUUUGGGCUAGUGGUAAUGCUCAAGGUUCAACAGAAGAUGUCAACUCCACAGACAAAGCGCAUGAAUGGACGGAUAGAGACACUUUCGUUCUUCAGCUAUCGCUGGCGUGUGAGCUCCUACUUCGGCUUGAUGCCGUCAGUGCUAUGAGUUCGCCGGAGGUCGUGCAGAAGAUGGCGCUUACACAGGCAGAAGUCGAAAGUUUCACAAAGAUCAAGACUCGCAAAACAGACUGGGAUCUCCUCCUAGCGAGAAGGUUCCUAGACGAUAUCCAUGUGAUGCUAGAAAUGCCGCAACUACCAGUAUCACCCAAAAAGCGCGGCUUCUUCUCCGCAAUUUCUUCUGAACCCGAAUCGCCUCAAGCAGAACAAAGGCCAAUACUUGUGUUUGCCCCAAGGCAUCCGUCAAGGCAAUUUUCGGGCCUCUUGUUCUUUGCGAAUCAAUUGCUUUGGCCGAAUAUGGACCAUAUCUCGUCGGAUUUAUCUCGUAAACUUGGUUUGCCUAAGCAAGACGAGCACGCAAAAGUGGGUGACCCGCGUAAGGCGGUUAAUCCAGUAAUAGCAACCUUAGGAACAUCUUCAUCGAGCAUAUACAGUACUCCCGUCGCUACUCCGCGAGCUCUGUUGAACAAUCGCAAUAGCUAUUUCAACAUCGCACCCGUCCGUCCUUCCCUUAGCCGAGGAAAUUCAGCAUUGUCCAUCCAAUUGAGACCAUCGAACCAAACAGACGAGGCUCUAGGCAACCCAAUCGAUAUUGGUGGUUGGCUGUCUCGCGCUUACCUGACGGGCUUCGUUCUUCCUGGAGAAGCUUUGCCACACUUGCUGAUUAGCACUCUACUAGAGAAUGACUCAUCUGCCAUUACAGCUCUUGGCGAUGCUGCUAACCUGUAUGGCGCCUUCAUAUACGCCGGCAGUAGUUGGUGGAGUAAGAGCUGCGUAGCUGGCCGCGUCCUUGCGGCAGCCGAAGGGUCCAAGGAAUGUAUGGGUUGGAUCAGAGCAUUGAUCGUCCCUGAGGGUUUCGAAGAUCGCUGGCUUGAUAUCACCUUCAAAGACGUUGAUGUGCCAGAUCGCCUUGGAGAUGCCGUACAGAAAAGCGGGGGAUUCAUCAAGAAUGGAGAUAUCAAGGACGCUCAUUCGGACGACUUCACACUACCUUUAGACGAUGAUGCAAAUUCGGCAUAUCGUGGGGCCAUCAAGUUCCUUGAACUGAGACUAGAGACCGCGACGGAGAUGCAAAAUUCACUUCACGCAUCCUCAAAUCCACAACAUCCUGCUGUACCCUCCGCUGAUCAUUAUGAAGCCAAAGAGUAUGGCGUUUCUCUUCGAUUUUCCUUUACACCGGCAGAGGUUUACGACACAGCAUCUGUCAGUACUCCUGAUUCAGACAUCAAUCACGAUCUCGACGACCGUGAUGCCUCACCACCAAUCCCGCACACCAUGGAAUUCACCGUAUACAUCACGUUCGAUGUUCACUUUAUCUCAGCCUUUCCUUGCAUACCGCCUUCCGCUUCGAAGAUUUCUGUACUCUUACCAAAUUCUACGCCUCCGCCCUCCAAAAUUAAAGGACAAAUACACGCGCAUCCUCUACACUCCAGCCACUCUUUCCAGAUUGUUCCCGCCUCGGCUCUAUACCACAAUAACCCUGUCCCGAAAGACGAUAUUCUCGUGGUCCAAUGUCAGAGCUCAGACGAGCAAGUUUUAUCAAGAGCGUGGUGUGCCCAGACUGGACAUCACGCCUUGAUCUCUAGGCAGGGUCGUACUUGUCUAAGCUGUGCAAUCAGAGAAGCUGGAGCGUUGGGUGUGAAGGUUGUUAUUAGGAUGAUCAAAGCAUGAUGAAAACACAACCUACGACGCGCCGAAUUGCAAGGACCAAAAAUUUGUAACGAAAUUAUGACUUACCUUAUGUGCAACACGGAUACGACUUUUAUGAUAUCGAUGACUCCCCAGCGAGGUAUAUGGCUAUUGCAUGGUUCACUUGGCUUAGAAUGUUACUCCAUGAGAUACCCAGAUACAGGAUACGGUGUGCCCCGUGCUAGGCGCACGGUGGCCAGGCUCGGGCGUUUGGUUAUUUUGGUUUUGAUGGGAUUUUGAGUCAUGACAACUCAUUCAGCGUUACUGUACUGUAUUGAAAAU